AAACACAUACGUUUGUUUGACAAACAUCAUUAAACUUCAGAGGAAGAAAUUUCAUCACGCUCUCUGUUGUUGUUAUGUAGGUGUGCUGCCUUUAUACGAACAGUUACAUGUUUCUAAAAAAAAAAAAAAAAAAAUACAGUUUUUGAACCAGUUCAGUAAAUACCUGUAAUAUUCUCGUCUACACAGUGGCUAAGUUUUGAAGCGAGCAGGAAUAUUUGGAGGAGUUUAUCAUCUGAACUGAGAUCUGCUGCUGUGAAGAUGGAGUUUGUGAAAGAGGAGAGAGAAGAGAACACGAGUGAACCAGAAACCUUCACAAUAAAACACGAGGAACCAGAAACCUGCACAAUAAAACACGAGGAACCAGAAACUUUGAGAAUAAAACACGAGGAACCAGAAACCUGCACAAUAAAACACGAGGAACAAGGAGAGUUCAUUGAAGAAAAAGAGGAAAAUGAAGAAUCAAGUGAAGUUGAGGAGAAAAAUUAUGUCAAAACUGGUGGAAAACCUUGGAGUUGCUCUCAAACCAAACAAAAAGAUUUAAAGAAAAAAAGAGUUGAGAUAUAUUUCACCUGCACUCAGUGUGAAAAGAGUUUCACAUGUAAAUCAAAUCUUAAGAGUCAUAUGAGAGUUCAUACUGGAGAGAAACCUUACAAGUGUUCACACUGUGACAAGAGAUUCAGUCAAUCAUCAAAUCUGAAAAAACAUGAGAGGAUCCACACUGGAGAGAAACUGUAUAAGUGUUUACACUGUGACAAGAGAUUCAAUCAGACAACAGAUCUGAAAAACCAUGAGAGGAUUCACACUGGAGAGAAACCUUACAAGUGUUCACACUGUGACAAGAGAUUCAGUGUGUCAUCAGUUCUGAAAAUACAUGAGGUGAUCCACACUGGAGAGAAACCUUACACGUGUUCACACUGUGACAAGAGAUUCAGUGUGUCAUCACAUUUGAAGACACACAACAGGAUCCACACUGGAGAGAAACCUUACAAGUGUUCACACUGUGACAAGAGAUUCGGUGUGUCAUCAAGUCUGAAAAGACAUGAGAUGAUCCACACUGGAGAGAAACCUUACACGUGUUCACACUGUGACAAGAGAUUCAGUGAUUUAUCAAGUCUGAAAAAACAUGAGAGGAUCCACACUGGAGAGAAACCUUACAUGUGUUCACACUGUGACAAGAGAUUCAGUGAUUUAUCAAGUCUGAAAAAACAUGAGAGGAUUCACAAUGGAGAGAAACCUUACAAGUGUUCACACUGUGACAAGCGAUUCAGUCAGACAAGAGAUCUGAAAACACAUGAGAGGAUUCACACUGGAGAGAAACCUUACAUGUGUUCACACUGUGACAAGAGAUUCAGUAAUUUAUCAUGUCUGAAAAAACAUGAGAGGAUUCACAAUGGAGAGAAACCUUACAAGUGUUCACACUGUGACAAGCGAUUCAGUCAGACAAGAGAUCUUAAAACACAUGAGAGGAUCCACAAUGGAGAGAAACCUUACAAGUGUUCACACUGUGACAAGAGAUUCAGUCAAUCAUCAAAUCUGAAAACACAUGAGAGGAUCCACACUGGAGAGAAACCUUACAAGUGUUCACACUGUGACAAGAGAUUCAGUCAGACAACCGAUCUGAAAAACCAUGAGAGAAUUCACACUGGAGAGAAACCUUACAAGUGUUCACAUUGUGACAAGAGAUUCAGUUGGUCAACACAUUUGAAAACACAUGAGAGGAUCCACACUGGAGAGAAACCUUACAAGUGUUCACACUGUGAUAAGAGAUUCAGUGCCUCAUCGAGUCUGAAAACACAUGAGAGGAUCCAUACUGGAGAGAAACCUUACAAGUGUUCACACUGUGACAAGAAAUUCAGUCAAACAGGAGAUCUGAAAACACAUGAGAGGAUUCACACUGGAGAGAAACCUUACAAGUGUUCACACUGUGACAAGAAAUUCAGUCAAACAGGAGAUCUGAAAACACAUGAGAGGAUACACACUGGAGAGAAACCUUACAAGUGUUCACACUGUGACAAGAGAUUCAGUGUGUCAUCGAGUCUGAAAACACAUGAGGUGAUUCACACUGGAGAGAAACCUUAUAAGUGUUCACACUGUGACAACAGAUUCAGUGUGUCAUCAAUUCUGAAAAAACAUGAGGUGAUUCACACUGGAGAGAAACCUUACAAGUGUUCACACUGUGACAAGAGAUUUAGUCACUCAGCCAAUCUGAAAACACACGAGAGGAUCCACACUGGAGAGAAACCUUACAAGUGUUCACAUUGUGACCAGAGAUUCAGUGUGUCAUCGAGUCUGAAAACACAUGAGAGGAUUCACACUGGAGAGAAACCUUAUAAGUGUUCACACUGUGACAAGAGAUUCAGUGGUUCAUCGAGUCUGAAAAGACAUGAUAGGAUACACAAUGGAGAGAAAGCACAUCACCGCAAUGACACAUAGACACUCAUUUAGCUGUAUAUGUAAAU
Carassius carassius (crucian carp) is the source of this 2459-nucleotide messenger RNA. Its product is annotated as zinc finger protein 271-like. Bases 259 to 2433 code for a protein of 724 amino acids. Gene Ontology annotation, molecular function: RNA polymerase II cis-regulatory region sequence-specific DNA binding; DNA-binding transcription factor activity, RNA polymerase II-specific. The transcript has 2 exons. The record is from RefSeq and is a predicted model, not a curated record. Gene Ontology annotation, biological process: regulation of DNA-templated transcription. NCBI's taxonomy places the organism in Eukaryota, Metazoa, Chordata, Actinopteri, Cypriniformes, Cyprinidae.